Messenger RNA from Aspergillus brunneoviolaceus CBS 621.78, 2372 nucleotides. RefSeq names its product SPX-domain-containing protein. The coding region runs from base 231 to 2228 and encodes 665 amino acids. Gene Ontology annotation, cellular component: plasma membrane; cytoplasm; Golgi apparatus. The transcript is spliced from 5 exons. Gene Ontology annotation, molecular function: inositol hexakisphosphate binding. The record is from RefSeq and is a predicted model, not a curated record. Gene Ontology annotation, biological process: phosphate ion transport; cellular response to phosphate starvation. Lineage: Eukaryota; Fungi; Ascomycota; Eurotiomycetes; Eurotiales; Aspergillaceae.
GAGCUACUUUCCAAUCGCCCUGAGCAAUGAGAUUACGAAGCCUACGAACUAUUGGAGCCCUUAUCGAUUGAUCCUCGGAGACCAGAUUCCCUGUCAACUUGCUCCACCAUUCUUCUGCUUCAUCUUGUUGCCACUGUGAUGGCACUUUCUGCGUCAUAAAUCCUCCUGGGUAUCUGCUGUAAUUUUUUUGUUAACCGUAUUAUGCUCGCUCAUGCCUUUGCCUUCCCAGCAUGAAAUUCGCCAAGGAGCUGGAACAGGAAUUAGUUCCAGAAUGGCGAGCUAAAUAUCUCGACUACAAGACCGGCAAAAAGAAAGUCAAAGCCAUCUCGCGCGCCCUACAGAAAGCCAAUCGCAGCCCUAGCCAUCCGUCCAUCCGCAAUUUCUCCUACCCCCAACAUGACCAGUCCGAUCGCCUGCUGAGUUCGGAUCCGCGCUCGUCGUUUCGAAGCGAAAUCCGACACGAUUUGCCCCAGGACACCCUCCAGGUUCCCUCCACGCCGGUGCGAAGUAAUGGCUUGACACCACGCUCAACGUCGGCGCGCAGUGAACGUCAGCCCCUCCGGGCCCCUGGAUCGCGCUUCUCGGGCGUGGUCGGCACGUAUGGCAGUAUUGUCGCCACACCGCCAUCACAGCAGGCUGCUUCGUCGGAUGUGGCCUCGCUGCGGUUGCCGGAUCCAGCAAUCGAUCCUAAGGAGGUUGAGUUCUCGUCGCCAGAAAGAGAGGAUGAUACAGACGACCACCGUCCCGAAAGCCCGUCUCCGAUUUUAUCGCGAUACGAUAGCUUGCGACCAGCUACGCCUGCCAGAUCGCGCCGGAGCCCCUCGACGCCACAACCCGCUGCCGGUGGUAUAAAGGAUUAUAAGAGGAACACGGGUGCAGGCCCGUCGAACCGUAGAGGCUCCCUACUGCAGCGGGUGCUGUCUUACCAGGAUUGGAAUGCCCCCGAGAAGCGCGACACCACUGAUACGUCGACAUCGGAGAUUGCCAAGCGGCAGGAUGAGUUCUUCGCUUUCCUUGAUGGCGAGCUAGCCAAGAUAGAUUCGUUCUAUCAGAUGAAAGAACAAGAAGCGGCGGAGCGUUUGAAGGUGCUCCGAAGCCAGCUGCAUAUCAUGCGGGACCAGCGCACCCAAGAAGUGCUUGGGAAAACGAAAAGCGGUGGAAUCAAGAAGGACAACGCGCAGGCAAACGGCUUUGGCGGAUUCGCCAAAAUCAAGGAUGCUUUCCCGGGACGUCAUUUUGGGAAAAAUUCGAAGGCCCUGGCAGAGUUGGCAACCCCGGUCGGACAAGCGCAAGACCUACCGAACACCAUCACGCGGAGAGAUUUCGCACGACGGCCGGAAGAGUCCAACAACGCCGAGGUUCCGUAUCGCUCCGCCAAGAGAAAGCUUAAACAUGCGCUUCAAGAAUUCUAUCGUGGCGUGGAGUUGUUGAAGGCAUACGCCUAUUUGAACCGGACCGCUUUCCGGAAAAUUAACAAGAAAUAUGACAAGGUUGUCAAUGCGCACCCCCCGAUGCGAUACCUCUCUGAGAAGGUCAAUAAGGCGUGGUUCGUUCAGAGUGAGGUUACGGAGCAUUUGUUGUCGGCGGCAGAGGACCUCUACGCACGUUAUUUUGAGCGCGGGAACCGCAAGAUUGCCGCCUCGAAGCUGCGCCAUACAGUCAACAAGGCUGGAGACUACUCGCCGAACACAUUCCGUUCUGGUCUCCUGUUGAUGGCUGGCAUCCUGUUUGCAGCCCAGGCAUUGGUUUAUGCUAGCCGUAACUUGGAUAAUGACGAUUCCGACGUGAAGCUAAAUACAAGCUACUUGCUCCAGAUCUACGGUGGUUAUUUCCUCAUCGUUCUGCAUUUUCUCCUAUUCUGCUUGGACUGCAUGGUCUGGACGAAGGCCAAGAUAAACUACGUCUUCGUUUUCGAGUUCGACACCAGACACGCAUUAGACUGGCGGCAGUUAACUGAGGUCAGAACUUCUAUCUCGUCAUGUGGAUUGCCUGAUAUUGACGCGACUGCAGUUACCGAGUUUCUUCUUGUUCAUACUAGGUCUCUUCAUGUGGCUGAACUUCAUGAUGAUCAACGACGCAUAUAUCUAUUGGCCUGUCGUUCUGAUAGGUGUGACGGUGAUAGUUCUGUUCUUGCCAGUGCGCACAUUAUACCACCACAGUCGAAAGUGGUGGGCAUAUUCCAAUUGGCGACUUUUGUUGGCUGGUUUAUACCCCGUCGAAUUUCGUGACUUCUUUCUCGGUGAUAUGUACUGCUCGCAGACGUACGCCAUGGGCGUGAGUAUCACUCUAUUGUUGCACGAACUCUGGCAGUGGUUGUUGAUCGAUCUUAGAAUAUUGAAUUGUUCUUCUGUCUCUAUGCGAAACACUGGAGU